AUGCCGUACAGGGAUCUCGUCUCUUAUACAACGAUUCUGUCAGCUUAUGCUAUUAGCGGGCAUUUGGAGCUAACGAGACGUGUGUUUGACUCCAUGCCGGUAAAGAAUCUUGCAGGAUAUACCUCCAUGCUGAUAGUCCUUGCUAGCAAAGGUAAAGUUUGUGAGGCAAGGUUGGUUUUUGAUUCUAUGCCCAUGCAAGAUACCGUGGCCUGGACUUCUAUGUUUGUGGCAUAUGCCCAAAACCGGCAUUUUGAUAGCGCUAGAGCCUUGUUUGAAAACAUGCCCGAGCAAGACUUAGUGUCUUGGAACUCAAUGCUUUCAAUGCUAGUCCUUACAAGUAACCUGGAAUAUUUGAAAUACCUUUUUGACACCAUGCCUCAGCGAGACAUCAUCUCUUGGACCAACUUGCUUACUGCAUAUGCCCAAGCCGGGCAUCUCGAAGAAUCGAAACGAAUCUUCGACGAGAUGCCGGAGCACAACCUCGUGUCGUGGACGUCGAUGAUCUCUGCAAGCUCGCAAAACGGCAACUUGGUUGGAGCGAAACAAAUCUUCGACGACGUACCUCAGAGAGACGAAGUUAUGUGGAACUCGAUGCUCGCUGCUUACACCCAGAACGGGCACUUGAUCCGAGCCUGCCACUUCUUUUGGGAGAUGCCACAGCACGACUUUGUUUCCUGGAACUCGAUGCUCGCAACGUACGCCCAGAACGGGCACGUCGUCGAGGCCAAGGCCAUCUUCAACCGGAUCAAACUCUUGAAUCAUUGCGACGAUGUCUGCUUUCUCUCUAUCCUGAUAGCGUCCAGCCACGACGGAGACCUCUACACUGCCAGGUCCCAUUUUGUGUCGAUGAGCAUGGAUUUCCGGCUGCAACAGACGAAGCAGCACUACACUUGCAUGGUCGAUUUGCUGGCUAGAGCCGGGCACCUCAACGAGGCACGGGAGCUCAUGCUAACGAUGCCGUACCUCACGGAUUCUGUCGACUGGAAGUGCUUCCUCGGUGCCUGCCGAAGUCACAGUGAUAUCCGGGGCGGUGGCCAUGCUGCACAGCGCACGCUUGAGAUGGACUCGAACAAUGGAUCGGCUUACUCGUUACUCGCUAACAUCUACUCCAUGCGUACGAGAGAGACUGGGGGAAGUUUAUAG
Messenger RNA from Selaginella moellendorffii, 1143 nucleotides. Its product is annotated as pentatricopeptide repeat-containing protein At4g02750. The coding region runs from base 1 to 1143 and encodes 380 amino acids. Gene Ontology annotation, molecular function: RNA binding; protein binding. Gene Ontology annotation, biological process: RNA modification. Lineage: Eukaryota; Viridiplantae; Streptophyta; Lycopodiopsida; Selaginellales; Selaginellaceae. The transcript has a single exon. The record is from RefSeq and is a predicted model, not a curated record.